GAGGAAGGGGAAUGGAAAAAACAAAGCAAACACAACAAACAAGGUUUUUUAAAAAUCGAAACGGAAAAACAUUCGGAAAUUGGUCGUCGCUCGUGACAGUUGAUAAAAUCUGCAGCAGCUCGGGUAUAAAAAUAAUUAUCCUGGGGGUUUAAAUUAAAGAGGGAAAAGUCAAGUGGAAAUUAAUUGCAAAAUUUGUGAGUGAUUGUGAAAGGUGAAUCAGCUGUGGGACAAAAAAUUCAUUGAUAUUCUGGAACCUUCUCGUUGGUUUUGGAUCUUUUUUAAGCGAAUUGACCCCGAGCGGAGCUUCAUCAACGACCUCAAACAAAGAACAAAGAAAGCGCAACUGCAAUUGCCAUAAAGCCAUAUAUCCAUAUAUAACUGGCUUUAACCAGUGGUAACCAACAAAGUCGCUUUUGGUCAAAACCAGUUGCUACAGCUGCCUAACGUCGCAUUUCCGCUAGAAAAGCAGACAGCAAAAAGUUAGCAACGAACAUGGAUGCCCAGGAAAAGAGGAGCGGACAAUCCGGCGGCCAGGAUGAACUGGAGGAGCGGCGAAUCCGGACGGAUAGCGAGAGUUCCGUGGACAGCAUGACGCGCUUUGUGCUGCCCAGCUUGGAUGGCACCCCGCCGAAGAUCGUCACCCUGGACGAGGUGUCCAGCAUGUUCAAGAACCUGCGGAACAUGGAGCUGGCCCACGAGAUAGCCCUCAAUCCGGAGUUCAAGCUGCAGAAGUACGAACCGCCUUCGGAUAGCUUGGAAGGAUCCAUCAAGAAAAUGGUGCACAAGGCUUUCUGGGAUCUGCUGCGCCAACAAUUGGAACGCCAGCCGCCUUCAUACGACCAGGCCAUCCGACUGCUGGCCGAGAUCAAGGAGAUGUUCCCCCAGCUGCUGUCGCCCAACAAUGAACGUGCUUUGUCCCACAUCAACGAGGUGCUGGAUGAUGCCGUAAUCCGUCAGCAGGCGGAGCGUGGAACCCUUGACUUUCGGUCGUAUGCCAACUUUGUGAUCAACAUCCUGUCGCGAUCCUGUUCGCCGGCCAGGGACGAUGCGGUGGCUGCUCUGCGGGAGAUCGACGACGUGGUGGACACGUUCCGCAGCAUCCUUGAGCUGAUGACUCUGAUGAAGCUGGAUAUGGCCAACUUUAUGCUGGCUCUGGCGCGCACCGAAAUCGCCGCCAAUUCCGUGCAGUACGAGAAGGAGAAGUUUAGCAAGUACCUCCGCGAGUUCCAUGGAAAUGCUGGUUUUCCGGCCACUGAGGACUGGCUGCAGCGUCAUCGUUCCGGCACCAACAUGGAUGAGACCAUUUACAAUGCCUAUAUGCAGCUGAUUGACUAUCCGGCGGACAAGGAGUUUCCGGAACUGUUGCGCAUCGACAAGGAGCGAUUUGCCGGCCUGAGUUGGCGUGCCCAACGUUUGAUUUUGUGCGCCUCGCUCAUCUCCAUUGCCCAGAGCACGCCCAUCAUUUCCCAACGACGCGAGAAUCGCAUCAAGCUGUCCCAGCAGCUGGACAUCAUUGUGCAGGAUGUCAAGAACCAGGACCAAGUAGCCACUGCCAUUGAAAGCUGCUACGAGCAAAUCCGCUCUUUUGUUAACAAGGCCCUGGAGCAGGAGAACAUGCCGGCGAUGAGUGAUGCCGACCAGGCGGCGCUCAAGAACCAGGUGCUCAAGCUGGCCAACAAGGCUUCUCCAGUGCCCAGUUUGAUGGCCAAGCGGUUGGAUGGCUAUGUCCGCGUGACCCUGCGCUCCAAUGGCAGCAUUCCGCCGCCGCCUGCAGGAUUCGUGGAUUUCCAGGAGGAGCUGGUUGCAUUUAUCGCCUCAUUUCGGCGCCUUGUGUCCUACAACCAUGCCGUGUUCGGGGAGCACUUCCACCAGAUCCUCAAUAAGACAAUGUCCGAGGGAUCCCAGGCGAACGAGGAGGCUACGCCAAGCGGGAGUGGGGUGACCGCUGGACAGGCUCAGACUGCCAAACCCUAAGGAGGAAGGAGAUGAUACGCGUCUUAGGCAAUACACAAUAUUAGCAUACAACACUCAGAUACACCUGUGAGCAAAGGGACGAUGGAGGAGAUCUGAUGUUGAGGCAACUGGAGUGGCGGACAGCAUCUCCCUGGAAAAGGAAGCGAGCACAUUCAACGUUUCUCCCAAUUUCGCUGAUGAUUUUUCAUGUGACACUUGCGUAGAAAUUUUGACGCACACCCGUAACCACCAAGAAGAACUCAAAAAAAAAACCGAAGGAAAGCCAUUAUAUCCCACCUGGAAAACAAAAGGGAUUUCAUUUGCGGCGACUAAACGAAGAAAAAGGACUGUGCUGGGGCGUCUGUGAUAACAAGAAUAUUCAAGUUAUAGAUAAAACCCUUUUGUGGGGCUUACCAAAGCGGACUCUUUUGUGUGUGCUCCUCAUUUAAUUCUGAUCAGCUGCAGAUCGGCUAUCGACCAAUCAUAUUUUUAACCCUCUACAUGAAUACUUACAAUAAAUAUAUAUAGAUUAUAUACAUGUGAACCCUAUCCCUUGAACUAAUCCCUUAUUUUAGACACCUGUAACUCUUACGAUUGUAACCCUAAUUGCGUUUAGUUUAAUGGUUCUAUUGAUCAGUAGGGAUCGUGCAAAAGUGAAAGGCAACUGGCGUGCAUAAGAUAUAAAUUUAUCUAGUUUACCGAUAAUCAAAAUAAAGAAAAAAAAAUAUUUAAA
This is a messenger RNA of Drosophila rhopaloa, 2686 nucleotides long. Its product is annotated as T-complex protein 11-like protein 1. Gene Ontology annotation, biological process: signal transduction. The record is from RefSeq and is a predicted model, not a curated record. The coding region runs from base 493 to 1974 and encodes 493 amino acids. The transcript has 6 exons. Lineage: Eukaryota; Metazoa; Arthropoda; Insecta; Diptera; Drosophilidae.